This is a messenger RNA of Saccoglossus kowalevskii, 2870 nucleotides long. RefSeq names its product MYND-type zinc finger-containing chromatin reader ZMYND8-like. Gene Ontology annotation, cellular component: cytoplasm; nucleus. Lineage: Eukaryota; Metazoa; Hemichordata; Enteropneusta; Harrimaniidae. Gene Ontology annotation, biological process: regulation of DNA-templated transcription. Gene Ontology annotation, molecular function: protein binding; transcription corepressor activity. The record is from RefSeq and is a predicted model, not a curated record.
AAAUUGACCGCCAGUGCUCGUAUGAUUAUUAAAAUAUGUGAACAUGAGAUGAAUGAAAUUGAAGUAUGUUCUGAUUGUUAUUUAUCAUCCUGUUUAAAAAAGGACAAUUAUUUUUGCGAGCCUUGUACUGUGCCUCAUCCUCUGGUGUGGGCUAAACUCAAGGGAUUUCCAUUCUGGCCUGCUAAGGCAUUAAGAGAAGUGGAUGGGCAAGUUGAUGUACGAUUUUUCGGACAGCAUGAUAGGGCAUGGGUUCCUGCUAACUGCUGUUACAUGAUGUCAAAAGAUAUUCCAUUCGCAAUUAAGAAACGAAAAGGUGGAUUUGAAAAUGCUAUGCAAGAAAUGGACCUGCACAUAGAAAAUAUUCGCCGUGUUCACAAAAAUUGGGAGUAUGCACCAUAUAGAAUGCCUUAUGAUCCAAGUAACACGUACAUACAUAACUAUCUCAAAAACAAACCUAACUCAAUUAAUGGUGAAAGCAAUGAUGCAAGUACGCCUAAAGUUGGCAAAAUUAAAAUAAGGAUUAAAAGAGAAUCUGGAAAAUCAACUCUUACGCUGGAAAGUGGGUCUUCGAAUUUGGGUGGUGUAAAGGAUAAAUCGAUUGAUGAGGAUUCUAAAGAUAAUGUUGGUGAGUCGAUCAUGAAGAACUCAAAAUCAAAAGAUGAAGUUUGCAAGAAAUCUCCUCAACUUGCAGCCGGGAAUGCAAAGUCAACCGAAAUUAAGACUGAAUGUUCACCUGAUAGUACAACUGAAAAAUCUCCUAAUAGUCGAAAAUCUAAUUUGGAAUCUGUUGAUGUCUCAACAAAAACAGUUUCCAGGAGCAAGAUGGAAAUGAGUAAUGAUGUACCAACAGUGGAUGAUGCACACAUCACGAAAGUCUUAUCAUUAAAAACAUCUGGUACAGACACAACAUCUAAAGAUGUUAAUAAAUUAGCAGAUGAAGCUAAUAUGGAUACCUCGGCUGUGCCAGAGACUGAGAAUGAAAAACAGUUGUCAGAAUCUAAGCAUAUUAAGGAGUCCUCCAAAAAUUCGUCAAAAGAACCAGCACCGUCGAUCCUGCCGACAAAACUGCCAAGUUUAUCAAAUUUAGAAGGAGCUACUACACCACCAAGAAUAGAAACGCCGGGAACACCACCAAUGAAACUGACUCCUGUGUCUGAUAAGUUUGCUAUUCACCUUGAUAGAACGAUAGAAUCUUGUAAAGCGUCUUUGGGAAUCAAAGAAACUGACAAUUUGGAUGAGAUGGAAACCGAGGAUCGCGAUUCUGACUCCGAUUGUCUAUCAAUGCAUUGUGAGACUAGUUCUGAAAAUUCAGACUGGGAACAUGAGGAGCAAGGGGAGGAAAGAGAGGAGGAGGAGGAAUCAAACAAAGCAAAGGAAGGUAACCAUGAAGUGGUAUCCAAGCAACCAAGUGAUGAAGAUACUACAAAAAAAAUAGAAUCAGUUGAUGUCAAAGUCGAUGAGUCACCUGAAUCUGAAAAUGUUGACAGGAAGGUCAAGAAGAUUGACUCGCCAUCCAUUGAUGAAGUGAAAAAAUCAAAGAUUGCCAAGUUGGAUGAUCACAUGACCAAGUCACCUGACAAAAAGAACGAAAAUAAAAGCAAAAAUGAAGAGAAAAAUCACUUGGAUGUGCAAAUAACAGAAACACAAAAUAAAAAUAAGAAAGAAACGGUACAACAUCAAUCUGUGAAUAGUGCUCCAAAAAUUGAUAAUAAUCCUCACAAUAUAAAAGUUGCUGCAAAUAGCAGUAACAAUACAACCAAGACAUCCCCGGUCAAAUUUUCUGCACGACUAGCAGAAAAAGCUGCUCAAAAGUCUGUUGAUGAGGUUACAAGUUUAGAAUCUGAUGGUCCUGUUAGUGCAAAGGAUGGACUGCUCCAUCAACAAAGUACAGCAAAGAAAAAGACAGACUUCAAAAAAUACACAGACAAGAUUGUGGAUUACAUCGAAGGAACAUUCCAGGAGUUUUAUAGUGAAGUUUUAGAAGGUAGUGAUAAAAUGGUAGAUGAUAUUCCUACUGCCACAGUUGGUUCCAAGACAAAAAAUUUGGAACUAGAGAUGAUGCAGUGGAAACAUCAGCNAGAAAUAUCAGAAAUAAAGCAUAGAGCUGAACUGACAGUUGCUGAGAUACGAGAGGGCUUGCUACAAGAGAAGAACAACGCAAUCGCUGAUGUCAAGAAAGACUUGGCGGUAGAGAAAGAAAAGGCUAUAAAAGAAACAAAGAAAAAACAAUGGUGUGCUUACUGUGGCAAAGAAGCCAUAUUCUACUGCUGUUGGAAUACCAGCUAUUGUGAUUAUCCAUGCCAACAGACUCACUGGAAAGAACAUAUGAAUGUGUGCACACAAGCUACAAAUUCAGGUACACCAACAGAUCAAACAGAUUAUGAUACGCAGGUUCGAACAGCUGUCAGCAUCCAACAGUCACCAGAAGUUAAUGCCAAAUCGGGAGAAAUACCAGUCACACAACCCAGUGGUGUUCUCGUAACUCAACCUAUGCAAGUAAAAUAUAUACGUCAGACAUUACCCCAACCAACGACUUCGAUACAUGGACAACAAGUUGUUGUAAGGACACCGGUUACUGCAUACAAUACUAUGCAAUUAGGUCCAAUGAACACUCUAACCAGGGCACCUACUACGAUUGUCCAACAGAGACCGAUUAUACAGCAUACAAAUUACCCAGUUUUACGACCUCAAGGCGGGUUCCCACAGGGAGUAGCUACACAAAUUGUACCAGCCACACAGGGAAUGCCAACACAACUUGUAAUGCCUCAUGCAAGCACAGUACAGUCGGCAGCGGCAGCGGCGGCACCAGUGCAACUUAGAAACAUUGUCAGUUACUCACAAUCCCGACCUGUUUGAUACCUGCGACUAAC